AUGAGAAGCGGGGCCGCGCUAUGGGCGGCUAGUUGAUGAGGUCUCGCGGCUGGGCGAAGGAAGAAUGAGGGUUGUGGAUGUGUACUGUUGUGGCGCUGGUUUAAGGAUGGCCGUAAGAGUUCGUUUAAUGCUUUGGGAUAAAGCCGUGCAGCAACUUUUACCACACAAUAAGCCGUCUCUUCUGUCAUUACUGCUGCUUCUGUUCCCUGGUGUCCUUGCCGGACCAGAUGUUGAUCGUACAGUGAUCGCUGUUUUGGGGAAGAACGUCUCCCUGAGUUGUCUAGUCACCGUUCCUGAAGGUAUAAAUGUAACACAAAUCUCAUGGGAGAAGGAAUAUCCUUCAGGCAGACGGAAUGUUGCAGUUUAUAAUCCUCAGUAUGGGCCAUCUGUUCAGGAAGAGUAUGAGGGACGGUUUGAUUUCAAAACAGAUGCAACACUACACAUUGAUAAUGUGGGUUUCUCAGACUCGGGAAAAUAUGUCUGCAAGAUGGCUACAUUUCCACUAGGAAAUAUCGAGGCAGUAGUCAUUGUAAAGGUACUAGUGGAACCCACAAUUUCUCUGACAAAAGGAUCGGAUCCUCUGGUGGAUGGUGGGAAUGAGACAGUGGCAGCAGAAUGCACAGCAGCUUAUGGGAAACCUGUUGCUGAAAUUUCUUGGGAAGGAAAUCUUGGCAGAACAGAUGUGCGAUCUUCUUUGUUCCCCAAUGAAACAGCAACCAUUCUUAGCCAAUAUAAAGUCAUUCCAACAAGAUUUGCCCGGGGGAGACAGAUUACAUGCAUAAUACAGCAUCCGACUUUGAAAACUCCUGUUCGAAUUCCAUACACACUGGAUAUUCUAUGUAAUCUGUUAAGACUGAUAAGUGGCAUUGACAGGGCUGAUGGACAGUGGCCAGAAGGUUUGCAACAAGUGAAUAGUACAUUAUUAUUUACGAAACCAUUGAAUCUCAAUCAUUCUGGGGUUUAUAUCUGUCAAGUGGCCAAUGAUCUUGGUCAGAGAAGCAGCCAGAAGAGUGUUGGAAUUCGAGAUCCUCCUACUACCACAGCCCCACCACCUACAACACCUCUGCCUCACUCAACUUUUGGCAUCACAGGCUUAGCUUCAGCAACUAAAUGGGUACAGCACCCAGUGACUACCUUGGCAACUGCUCAGGAUGAGCUUUUGGGUACCAUCAUCGGUGGCGCAGUGGGCGGGGCCUUGUUUCUCAUAUUAAUGAUCAUUCUGGUAGUAUUGUACUUUAUGCGAAAGAGGCGCACAUUCCGUGGAGAUUACUACACCAAACAGUACAUUGGACCUUCCGAUAUGCAGAAAGAGUCUCAGAUAGAUGUCCUCCAACAUCAUGAACUUGAUACUUACACAGACACAGGGAAGAAUGAUCUUAAACAUCCAUCUAAUAAUAUAAACUAUCAGGACUACUCAGAAGAUGUUAAAAAGCCCAACUGGAAUAACGUUGACAUGAACCAUAGAUACACAGAAGGGGUGGAGAUUCCAGUAGACUAUUUUGAAGAUGUUAAAGUGCCUUUAGGACACAAAUAUAUACAUGAUGACUAUUUUGAAGACAAUGAAGAUGACUUAGUGUCGCAUUUUGAUGGUUCUGUAAUUUCCCGAAGGGAGUGGUAUGUGUAGUUAUCACUCUAAGAAGGGAGAAAAACUUUAUAUAGACUGUUUUGCCUUCUCUCACAGUGCUUUACCCCUGUACAGUAAGUGUAAUGUCCUGGAAAGAUACAGAAUUCUCAAGGAGUUGAAGGGAUUAUUAUUUUUUUAUUUUUUUGCAGGAGGUUGGGAGUAGAAUUGCGGAAGGAGGUAGAGCAGACUGUGGUAACACUAAGUGCUGUCAUAGAAGUGUGCAACAAAUUCUAACCUCAUUUUCUUUACAUCAUCCAUUUGUCUGAUGUGUUAAACUCUGAGUAGUUGUCUUACACUAUCCUUAUUGUUGUUUCUUUAGCACCGUAUACAUCCCAGGGUGUGGGUAUUUAUGACAGCGGCAGUGUACAAUACAAAUGCUGCAGGUCUCAAACUAAAGUACUGUGCAGCAUGAUUGAAUGCACUUACUGCAUUGGUCAUAGACUGUAGUAUCACAAACUGAGAUGCUUUAUAUUGUAUAAAAACAGUGCUGCAAAAUUGUUAAAACUCCCUUAAAAUAAGGAGAGAAAAUUUGUUAAAAUGUCUUUAUUUAUUGCAUUGUUGGAUUCUGCAAUCCUUUAUGCACUUAGAAGGGAUGCUGCCAUUUUUCAUCAUGUUAGCUUUUACAACAUGUAAAUGUUAUAGCUUCGUGUCUUUGUAAGAUGUUUACACGUUGAUUUUUCAUCUGCUGUGCCAUUGUUUGUUCGUAAAACCGAUACAUCUUUAAUGUGGCAGACUGUGUUUAAGUAUGGAGUUUAAACAUUUUGCCACAAUUAUAGCUCUUGAUGUAUUAUGGCAUAACUAAUCAAACAUUGAAUGUUGAAUUUUGUGCCAUCCCUGGGCUUCUUCCUUGGUGCAUAACUGUUGUGCAGCUUCAGAAGGUUAGUUCUCAUUUUUUUUUUUAAUUGAAAUGUAAUUUUUAUAUAUAGUUGUGCUGCGUUUGGCUUCGUUUAAGUACCUGUUGUAGGAUUGUUAUCACUGAAUUGAUGCUAGUUUGCAACCAAGCCUACUGGAAAUUCUGGAGAGGUGCUGUAGAGUUAACCAUUUUAUUUCUUUAAACAGAUCAAGAUGAGGCAAAAACCUUUAACCUCUGUCUGAUUUUAUGAAGCAGAUGUCAUAACACGGUCAGGAACAGUUUUCUAUUUGGAACAGAACAAGUUAUUACAGUUAAUAGCUUAAAAAAGUGUGUUUUGAUAUGCACAUUUCUGUUGAACUUUUUUUUUUUUUUUUUUU
This is a messenger RNA of Protopterus annectens (West African lungfish), 2854 nucleotides long. Its product is annotated as nectin-3-like. Gene Ontology annotation, cellular component: adherens junction; apical junction complex. Lineage: Eukaryota; Metazoa; Chordata; Ceratodontiformes; Protopteridae. Bases 65 to 1624 code for a protein of 519 amino acids. Gene Ontology annotation, biological process: heterophilic cell-cell adhesion; homophilic cell-cell adhesion. The record is from RefSeq and is a predicted model, not a curated record. The transcript has 6 exons.